Messenger RNA from Triticum dicoccoides, 729 nucleotides. RefSeq lists its product as uncharacterized. The transcript has 2 exons. The record is from RefSeq and is a predicted model, not a curated record. The coding region runs from base 19 to 429 and encodes 136 amino acids. NCBI's taxonomy places the organism in Eukaryota, Viridiplantae, Streptophyta, Magnoliopsida, Poales, Poaceae.
GUCAUGCCUUGCUAGGUCAUGCUGCGGCAGCCUCACUUCUUCCCGCCGUUGGGCACAGCUACUUCUGAUCUGGUGACCGCUUCUGCAAUCUGCGCUGUGUUUCUUGCCAAGUACUGUGCAUGCCCGCCACGUCUGCCUGACAGUGUGGCCACACACAAAAACGCUCGGAAACACGGCGGUCCGACGGACGCCGCGUCCGUCGUUGUGGUGGGAAUGCCACGUGGAGGCAAACUGGGCAUUCCACCGGCGGGAGCAGACAGAGACCGACGCGUCAAAGCCGGAGGAGGAGGAUAUGGCUCCGAUGGAAGCGGAGGAGCCGGACCAGCAGGUGCCGCCCUUCAACAUGGAGCAGACGGAGGCGAAGUUCGCCGUUGCCCACUCCGACGAGAUGGCCGAGCAGCAGGUCAUUCUGGAGUUCAUCCAGGAUGAGGCCUACGUGAAGACAAAUCGGACGUUUCGCUGGCAUGAGCAGGCGAAGACCGACGCGCUCUUCGCCGAGCUCGACGCGAAGAUAGAGGCGGAGGAGGCCGGAGCGGAGCAGCUGGAGGCGUCGAAGGAGCCGGAGCUGUAGCUGUCGUCCAUGUUGCCGGAGCCGGGCACGGAGAUCGUCAUGAUCUCCGACGGGGAAUAGAUAGGAUUGACGUAUUACGCAUGUCUUUGUGUAGAUAUAAGAAUCGAGUAUGAGAUGAGCGGAUGCAACAAAUGAAAAUUAAGGUGUGCCCGGGUGUG